This is a messenger RNA of Hemiscyllium ocellatum (epaulette shark), 975 nucleotides long. It is a transcript of the gene otx1, whose product is annotated as orthodenticle homeobox 1. NCBI's taxonomy places the organism in Eukaryota, Metazoa, Chordata, Chondrichthyes, Orectolobiformes, Hemiscylliidae. The transcript is spliced from 3 exons. The record is from RefSeq and is a predicted model, not a curated record. Gene Ontology annotation, cellular component: nucleus. The coding region runs from base 1 to 975 and encodes 324 amino acids. Gene Ontology annotation, molecular function: DNA-binding transcription factor activity, RNA polymerase II-specific; RNA polymerase II cis-regulatory region sequence-specific DNA binding. Gene Ontology annotation, biological process: regulation of transcription by RNA polymerase II; multicellular organism development.
AUGAUGUCAUACCUCAAGCAGACUCCGUACGGGAUGAACGGGCUCGGUCUGAGUGGUCCCGGAAUGGAGUUACUCCAUCACUCAGUGGGAUAUCCUGGUAAGGGGCCGAAUGUUCCGGCCCCACGGAAACAGCGGCGGGAACGGACCACCUUCACCCGCUCCCAGCUCGAUGUGUUGGAGGCUCUGUUUGCGAAAACUCGUUACCCUGACAUCUUCAUGAGGGAAGAAGUGGCGUUAAAAAUUAACCUUCCCGAAUCCCGAGUACAGGUUUGGUUUAAGAACCGCCGAGCUAAGUGCCGCCAGCAGCAGCAGAACGGGAGCAGCAAGGCGCGGCCUCCUAAGAAGAAAUGUUCCCCGGGCCGGGAGAGCAGCGGCUCGGACAGCAGCGGGCAGUUCACGCCCCCGGCCGCCUCCAGCUCCUCGGCCAGUGGCCCCGGCACCAACUCAAACCCGGCCUCUGUGCUCAGCACACCGGCGGCGGCAGCGUCCAUCUGGAGCCCGGCGUCCAUCUCCCCGGGAGCAGCGGCCGCCCCGGAGCCCCUCAGCGCCGCCGGUGCCUCGUGUAUGCAGCGCUGUCCGUCCGGCUCCAGCGGCGCCUACCCUCUGCCUUACGGCCAGAGCAGCGGCUACAGCCAGGCCUACCCCACCUCGUCUUCCUACUUCAGCGGCGUGGACUGCAGCUCGUACCUGUCACCCAUGCACUCUCACCACCCGCACCACCCUCACCACCAACUCUCUGCCCACGGCACCACUGGCCUCAGCCCCAUGAGCAGUUCCCCAAUGCCAGGGCACCACCUCAGUCAGAGCCCAGCUCACCAUCCUCACCAGGGCUACAGCGGGCCAGGACUGGCCUUCAACUCCGCUGACUGUCUGGAUUAUAAAGAGCAGGCCACGUCCUGGAAACUCAACUUCAACACCACUGACUGUUUGGAUUAUAAAGAGCAGGCUCCCUCCUGGAAGUUCCAAGUUUUGUGA